AUGCGUUGCUUCAUCAGCCUUGUUCUUGGCCUGCUGGCCCUGGAGGUAGCCCUUGCCCGGAACCUACAGGAACAAGUCGUCAACUCAGUUCAGUCUAUGUGCCCUGAAGCCAGCUCCAGUGAGGAAACAGGGUGUAUCGACUGUCAAUCCAACGAGGAGUGUGCCCAGAAUGCCAUGUGUUGUCCCAGUUCCUGUGGCAGGACCUGCCAAACUCCUGUCAACAGCGAUGCUCCAAAAGCUGGCCGCUGCCCCUGGGAUCUAUCCCAGAUGAUCACAGCUGGGCCAUGCCCAAAGGCUGCACUCUGCUCCCAUGACAAUGAAUGUACUGGCAACAUGAAAUGCUGCAACGUUGGCUGUGUCAUGAAAUGUAAAAGCCCACAACCAGUUUCCCACUACCAGACUGUCAGUACGCUUCCCGAUACCGAAAGCCUGAGCUCAGCAAAGAUGGCGCCUGCCCGGAACAGGCAGAGGGCGUGGCUUCCGUCUGAGAGCACUGUACCACCUAACUUCCGGCGGCGCACCGGUGACGUGCGUGAGCGCGCCGGGCCGCGUGGAGGCCGUGCGGCUGAUGGAGGGAACAAGACUGGCAGAAUUGUCGAAAAAAACGUCAUGUGGAUAUGUAGCAUGUGCUCCAAGAAGGACUCUGGAGUCACUUACUAG
Messenger RNA from Arvicanthis niloticus (Nile rat), 660 nucleotides. Lineage: Eukaryota; Metazoa; Chordata; Mammalia; Rodentia; Muridae. The record is from RefSeq and is a predicted model, not a curated record.